AUGGGAAAUGUUUUUGAAAAGCUGUUUAAAAGUCUGUUUGGGAAAAAGAUGAGAAUUCUUAUGUUGGGUUUGGAUGGAGUUGGAAAAACCACCAUCUUGUAUAAAUUGAAGCUGGGAAAGAUUGUAGCUACCGUCCCUACGACAGGUUUCAAUGUGGAGACAAUAGAAUAUAAAAAUAUCAGCCUCACAGUCUGGGAUGUUGCUAGCCACUUCAAAAUCAGACCUUGGUGGCGACAUUAUUUCCAGGACACAAAUGGUAAAGAUUAUCCAGUCUGUAUCCUUGGAACCAUUUCUGUUAAAUGUAUCUAAAGACGGGGCCAGGCAUGGUGGCUCAACUCUGUAAUCCUAGCACUCUGUGAGGCCGAGGUGGGGGGGAUCACUUG
Molecule: messenger RNA, 383 nt
Organism: Lemur catta (Ring-tailed lemur)
Lineage: Eukaryota; Metazoa; Chordata; Mammalia; Primates; Lemuridae
Gene: ARL17A
Product: ADP ribosylation factor like GTPase 17A
Biological process (GO): intracellular protein transport; vesicle-mediated transport
Cellular component (GO): cytoplasm; plasma membrane
Molecular function (GO): GTP binding; GTPase activity
Source: RefSeq, a predicted model, not a curated record